Molecule: messenger RNA, 1402 nt
Organism: Siniperca chuatsi (mandarin fish)
Lineage: Eukaryota; Metazoa; Chordata; Actinopteri; Centrarchiformes; Sinipercidae
Product: claudin-4-like
Exons: 2
Coding region: 74-763 (229 amino acids)
Biological process (GO): bicellular tight junction assembly; cell adhesion
Cellular component (GO): bicellular tight junction; plasma membrane
Molecular function (GO): structural molecule activity
Source: RefSeq, a predicted model, not a curated record
GCAACUAUGGCAGAGGAAAGCCAGGCCCACAACUACGGGGAAUGAGAGACAAGACUGCACUUCCCUCUGAGCCAUGAGAGCAAAAUUAGAGGUCUUAGCCCUGGUCCUGGGCUUCAUCGGCCUGUUUGGGACCAUAACUGUCACUGCCCUGCCCAUGUGGAGGGUCUCCGCCUUCAUUGGUGCCAAUCUCAUAGUCAUGGAAGAACUCUGGGAGGGCUUGUGGAUGAACUGCUACAGUCAAGCCAACAUCAAGAUGCAGUGCAAGGUGUAUGACUCACUGCUAAUUCUCCCACCAGAGCUGCAGGCAGCCAGGGGGCUCAUGUGUGUCUCCAUAGUCCUGGUUGUCAUGUCCAUAUUCAUCACAGGAUGUCCGACCCAGAAAAGCAACUUGUGUGGUGACAAUACAAACAGCAAGAACACCACCCUGGCCUUAGGGGGCAGUUUGUAUCUGCUUUCUUUUUUGACUACACUCAUCCCUGUCAGCUGGGUGGGCCAUUCUGUCAUCAGCAACUUCUACAACCCAACAGUACUGGAUGCUGACAAACGGGAGCUGGGGAAGGCCCUCUUCAUUGGCUGGGCCACUUCUGGUAUUCUGCUGAUCACUGGGAUCAUCCUUCUGUUCAACUACAGCAAACGUAGAUCAAAGGAGGAAGAGCCCUACACUGAUGCCUAUCUCAUUGCAGAGAUGGAUGUACAGAAAGAAGAGAGCGUAUACUUGGAGAGGACACCAUCCAGCUUUCAUAAGCAUCAAGAAUAUGUGUAAAGAAUUGUACUGUACUGCCUAAAAUGUGCAAAUUCCACUUUACAGUCUAGCAUUUGAAAGAUGCUGCCUGAGGAAGGUCACAAGAUGAUUAUACGAGUAUGCAGAUUCUGAUUAAAUGUAUUUGUUUUUAUUACCUAUGUGCACAUUUUAAUCACUGUGACUGUUUAAAUAAUAAUAAUGUACUUUGUGUUCUUAUUGCACAAUAAAUGGUUCUCAUCGCCAUUGUUUGUAUUGUCUGCCCAAAACCUUCACAGCUGCACCAAAAUAUUUGAGUGAUAUUUGUUGCAAAACUAUUCGUUCCUGGAUAUGCUUAUCUGCUGUUAAUGGUAAUUGGUGUUGCUGUUAAUUGGUAAUAUCUCAUAGCCAACCUAGUCAACAAAUAGUUCAAUUAAGGUUUGACUAUGUUUUCUUGUGUGACUGCAUUUUUUUCUAGUGCGUCAUUUGUAUAUUUCUACCAUACUUCCCACGAAAACAUGAAAUACAAAUUUUUAAAUCAAUCACAGCUAACACUCCAGAUACCCGUCAGUUCUACUGUUUGAUCUGCAAACACACUGUUUUGAUGUUUAAGGUGAGAACCGCUGGCAAACGGACAAUACUGUGUUACAAUAAAACCAAUCCUACUCAAGUUUCUGUGCUCAA